Molecule: messenger RNA, 1365 nt
Organism: Erigeron canadensis
Lineage: Eukaryota; Viridiplantae; Streptophyta; Magnoliopsida; Asterales; Asteraceae
Exons: 1
Coding region: 1-1365 (454 amino acids)
Source: RefSeq, a predicted model, not a curated record
AUGAACUAUCAACCUCCACCACAAGGAGUUGAUAGUCAUUUUCGACCCACCAUCACCGUUAAUGCUUCACCUAUAGUACCACCGGUGUUGAGGGGUAGAGCGUUUGAGGUAAGACCUCAAUGUUUGAGUAUAUUACCGAGUUUCUAUGGAAAAGCAACGGAGGAGCCUUAUUUGCAUUUGUCAGAGUUUGAGGCUAUUUGUGGUACCAUUGGAGGUCAAGGAUUCUCACCGGAUGAGAUUAAACUAGUUUUGUUUCAGUUCACUUUGAAGGAUAAAGCGAAGCAAUGGUUCUUAGCUUUGCCAUCGGGUAGUAUCUUUACAUGGGCUGAAAUGCAACAACAAUUCUUGGAUGAGUAUUAUACAAUGCAAAAGACUAGUGAUGCAAGAACCUCCAUUAGAACCUUUCAACAACAAUCGGGUGAAACAUUUCAUGAGUCAUUUAAGAGGUUUAAUGAGUUGUUGAGAACUUGUCCACACCAUGGGAUUGCUAAAUGGGAGUUGAUCACGGCUUUCUAUGAUGGUUUGUUACCGGAAGAGAAAAGAGAUGUGAAUUCUAUUAGCAAUGGUACUUUCUUGACAAAUCCCGAAGAUGUUGAUUGGGAAUUCUUGGAGAAGAUGAGUGUGAAUUCAAAGAGACAAGCUCAAUCAAAUAGGAGGGCAAGGCAUCCAAUUGCUUCAUUAUCAUCAACAAGUGAUCAAGCAACAAAAGAUCGAAUUGAGGCAUUGGAGCGAAAGUUUGCUAAGUUGGGGAAAGCUGAAAAUAGGGGUGUUGCUCAAGUUUCUCAAGAAUACCCGAUUUGUGAGAGUUGUGAUGAGCUUGGGCAUACGGCUUUGCAAUGUCCAUUACUCCCGGAAGAAGUUGAAGAGGUGAAUCAAGUGUUUGGAGAAAAGAGGCCAUUUGACAUGAACUCCAACAUUUAUCAUCCGGGAAUGAGAAACCAUCCCAAUCUUAGAUAUGGGAAUUCAUCAAACCAACUCAACCCGAACUUUCAAGGAAACAACCAAACCAGUGGAGCACCAUCUCAACCGUUCCAAAACCGAAAUUACAACCAAGGAAAUUAUCAAGGUGGCCAAAAUCAAGGGUUCAAUAGAGGCUAUCCAAGGAACUAUCAACAAGGUAAUAACCAAGGUGGGAAUUCGGGAGGUAAUGAGGUAUCAACCGGGGAGAUUAUGGAGUACUUGAAGGAAAUGGAUCGAAAAAAUGAGAUUCGGGACAAAACGGUUGAAAGUUUGCAAAAGCAAGUUGGUCAAUUGGCGGAAGAUGUGGCUGCGUUGAGAAAGGAUCCGGGAAGCUACCAAGUGACACAAAGAUCAAUCCACAACACCAAAGUAGCGGCUCAAAGAAUAUCAAGAAUGUGGAGAUAA